This is a messenger RNA of Rhodotorula graminis WP1, 1621 nucleotides long. RefSeq lists its product as uncharacterized. Gene Ontology annotation, biological process: sphingosine biosynthetic process. Lineage: Eukaryota; Fungi; Basidiomycota; Microbotryomycetes; Sporidiobolales; Sporidiobolaceae. The record is from RefSeq and is a predicted model, not a curated record. Bases 69 to 1556 code for a protein of 495 amino acids. The transcript has 4 exons. Gene Ontology annotation, cellular component: membrane; intracellular membrane-bounded organelle; cytoplasm.
CGCCUCACUCAGCGCACUCGGCGCUGCCCUUGCGGCCCACGACCUUGUGCCUCACUCUGUACUACACCAUGGCGGCAGUCAGCAAGCCAGACGUCGGGGACGAUGCCCUCCUCUCGAAGCUCCUCUCCCUACUUCCUCCUACCUCGUCGCUCGCCGACACGGCACGCUCGACCUCAUCCUCACCCGCCCACUCGCACCCUCGCCUCUCGGUCGUCCUCAACCCGCACGCCGGCGCCCGUCAAGCCGAGGCCUCGUGGCGCACCGCGGCGGCCUUGCUCCACGCUCGAGGACUCUCGGUCGACGAGGAGGCUGUGUCGAGGACAGAGCGGGCAGGGGACGGCGAGCGCAUCGGGCGGGAGCUGAGGCAGCGGUGGAGCGGCGACGGCGAGCGGGCUCAGGGGAGGGAGGUCCUCGUUGUCCUCGGUGGGGACGGAACGGUGCACGAGGUGCUCAACGGGCUGCUGCUCGUUGGCAGCGGCGGCAUCGGCGGCGGCGGGGAGGACGAUGACACGCUCUGGGAGGGAGCAGGUCGGGUCGAGGUCAUCCUCGUACCGGCCGGCACGGCCAACGCCCUGUACCACCACCUGUUCCCGCCCGAGUCGCCCUCGUACCCGCCCGACGCGCCCGCCGCGCCCUUCCACUCGCUCCUCUCCUUUCUCCGAUCCAUCUCGUCUCCUCCUUCGCCAUCCUCGACAUCGUCCUCGCCCGUACCGACGCUUCUCCCGCUCCCCCUCGCGCUCAACGCCCUCCCCUCGCCCUGCCCUCGCCGCACCCUCACGACCGUCGUCUCGUCCGCCGCGCUGCACGCAGCGCUCCUGCACGACGCCGAGGAGCUCCGCGCGACGCACCCGGGCGUCGAGCGCUUCAAGAUCGCCGCGAGGCAGAACGUCGACCGGUGGUGGGAGGGCGAGGUGCGGUUGAGCGGGCGGCUGCGCCGGUACGACCCGGCGACGAGGGCCUGGGUGCCGGCUGCCGGCUCACCUCGAGCUUCAAGCGGCGCCGUCGACGGCGCCACGGACGGCGACGGGGCGAGGACGGUCAUCGGCGGCCCGUUCGCCUACCUCGUCGCCGCCCUCGUGAGCCGCUUCGAGCCCUCGUUCGUCGUCGCGCCGUUCCGCUCCCCGUCGCACCCUCUCGCCCCGCACCCCGAGCGCGACGGCGGGCGACCGAGCAUCGACGUCGUCGCUAUCCGGCCCUUGCGGCACGCGCCGACGGCGGCGCUCGCGCGCGGCAGCGAGGAGGACCGGCGCAGGGCGAGGGAGGGCUUUGUCGAGCGCGUGUGGAGCGUCACGGGCGGCAUGUACGACGGUGGGAGUCACGUCGACGAGGUGUAUGGCGAGGGCGAGGCGGCGGAGGAGGAGGGAGCCGAGGGCCGGGCCGUGUGCGAGGUUUGGAGGGCCGAGCGCGUCGAGUGGGUCCCGGUCGCCAAGGACGACGACCUCAAGUCGCGCCUCGUGUGCCUCGAUGGUGUCCUGCACGACCUGGGCGCCUCGGGCGGCUCUCUGCGAGUGCGCGCAGUCGGCGGCGGAUUGUCGUCGGUCCGAGUAUGGACGUAGAUGUCCUUGGAGCAGGCCCUGUACUGCACUUGAUUGCGCAUGCAACUCGUUCGCGCGACUCAGAC